UAUUCUGGUUAAGUGAUGAUAUAUAUGAGACAGUACUCGGCAGAGUGGUGGACAUUAUGCUCAAGGAAAGAGACUGCAUUGAGGAAAAUAAAAUGGUGCGCUAUACGUUGUUGGACUCUCUACGGAAUAAGAUAAUCACCAUUGCCCAAAUUACCAGUAGUAAUGCGAUUCAUGCAAAUCGUUGUGUGCCCAGCUACUUUGAUUUGGAGCGCACUUUUAAACAUAUGCGUAUAGAUGCUAAGGAUCUAGAGCCCAUACGCUAUGGAAAAGAACCGGAGAUAUCUCAGAUUGAAGUCCAAGAGACGCAAAUGCGCGAAGAAGAUUUCUUCAAGGAGUCUCCGGUAAUGCUUGGCUCUCGGUUGGAACGUGACUCAAAUACAGACAUCCAUAUACCCGAACACAUUCCACCGUUCCCCAGCGAGCACACCUACAAGGAGACAACGGUGGUCAAACAAAUUCAUAGAGACUUUGUCUCAGUGCGUGAGCGCCAUUCCACAAACCAGGAGUACAUAAAUAAUGCUCUAAACUCUUUCUAUCUGCGCACGCAGCCAACGACAUCGUUGUACCCUAAGAAGCAACACGACAUGAGACAUUUGUUGGUGGCCGCACAGCCGCCCAAGAAACCAGCCUUUUUGGACGCCCUAAGGCCAUGCAGUCAACUCUUUGAGAUGGACAUCUAUGAAUCUGAAGGGCAAACACAAGCAUCUCUGCUGAGUCCCUUUAGUAACAUUCCCAUUCGUAAUUCCGUCACUGUAAACACGCCAUUCCCGGAACCAGAUGUCUUACCGUGCAAGAGAAAGGCGACAAAACGGAAAAUGCAGGAUAAUUUGGAGGAGCUUGAUUGGUCGAUGCCCGAUUAGAAUGGCUUUUAAAAUAAUAUAUUUCUAAUGACAUAUUAGCUCUAAAGUACACCGAACUUUCUCUUUAUUUUUUCCACAUACUUAUAUUCACUCUGCCCGGGAUUUAUCCUUUAAAUACUAGUAUGUACAUAUAUGAAAAACACAAUGAGAAUAUUUAAACCUACUUUUGAACUAUAAACAGCCACAAAACAUGAUGUCGUACUCGAAACGAAUUUCUAAAACUGACACCAUAAGCAUAUCUAGUUUUGGACAUGCUCGAACAUGCUGGUAAUAAAACAUUCUCCACAAGACUCAAGAAGCACACACACAACCCUAUCUCACCCAUACUCUAUCUCUCUCUCUCUCUCUCCCUUCCACACACGCUUUCUGUGCCAGACUUCUUUGAACACCGUCUCCAAAAAAUGUAAUAAAACGCCAUGAGCGGAAAAAACUUGCAGAAAAUUAA
This is a messenger RNA of Scaptodrosophila lebanonensis, 1305 nucleotides long. Its product is annotated as transcription initiation factor TFIID subunit 8. Lineage: Eukaryota; Metazoa; Arthropoda; Insecta; Diptera; Drosophilidae. Bases 57 to 860 code for a protein of 267 amino acids. Gene Ontology annotation, cellular component: transcription factor TFIID complex. The record is from RefSeq and is a predicted model, not a curated record. The transcript is spliced from 5 exons. Gene Ontology annotation, biological process: transcription initiation at RNA polymerase II promoter.